AUAAUUUUCUUUUAAAAAAAUCUGUAUGAAAGAUUGAGCUGUCAAUCUUCCAUUGGCGACCAUGGAUGCACUCGAAUAACGUCCUCUCCAUCUCUGUUACCAUCAUCCUCGUGAACAGACGUCCGGUCCGGUGACAGAGAGAGAACGGAAACCCCUUGAGUGGGACAGAUAAAGAUAGAGAGACAAAAUAGGGAACUGUUUGUCGAAUCCGUCAUCGGCGGCGCCGAAGGCGAAGGGGCUUCCUCAGCCGCAGAAGCAGCUAGAGAAGCCCGUGCUUCCUUCGGAGACCGCUAACAUGAAGGGCCUCUUCAAGUCUAAGCCUCGCACCCCUCCCGACGUCGUCCGCCAGACCCGCGAUCUCCUCCUCUACGCCCAGCGCAGUAGCAGCGGCAGCUCCGAUACCCGCGAGAGCAAGCGCGAGGAGAAGAUGUCGGAGUUGUGUAAAAAUUUAAGGGAGCUAAAGUCAAUUCUUUAUGGAGAUAGUGAAUCUGAGCCAGUUGCAGAAGCUUGUGCACAAUUGACCCAGGAGUUUUUUAAAGAGAACACACUGCGGCUUCUGAUUUUAUGUCUUCCGAAAUUGAAUUUGGAGGCUCGAAAAGAUGCCACUCAAGUUGUUGCAAAUUUACAAAGGCAACAAGUUCAUUCAAGACUAAUUGCAUCUGAUUACUUGGAAGCAAACAUAGAUCUAAUGGAUAUUCUGAUAACAGGUUAUGAAAACGCAGACAUGGCAUUACACUAUGGUGCAAUGCUGAGGGAGUGCAUUCGUCACCAGAGUGUUGCAAGAUAUGUUUUGGAAUCUCAACACAUGAAGAAGUUUUUUGAUUAUAUUCAACUUCCAAAUUUUGACAUUGCCGCAGAUGCUGCCGCAACUUUUAAGGAACUCCUGACAAGGCAUAAAUCAACUGUUGCGGAGUUUCUUUCUAAGAAUUAUGACUGGUUCUUUGCUGAGUAUAACUCAAAGUUACUGGAAUCUACUAAUUACAUCACCAGACGACAAGCCAUCAAGCUGUUGGGAGAUAUGCUACUGGAUCGUUCAAAUUCGGCCAUAAUGACAAGAUACGUUAGCUCAAGGGACAACUUGAGGAUUCUUAUGAAUCUUCUCAGAGAGUCCAGCAAGAGCAUCCAGAUAGAAGCAUUUCACGUGUUUAAGCUAUUUGCGGCUAAUCAAAACAAACCUCCCGACAUAGUCAGCAUACUUGUUGCAAACAAAAGCAAGCUUUUAAGGCUGUUUGCUGAUUUCAAACCAGAUAAGGAGGAUGAAGAGUUUGAGGCUGACAAAGUUCAAGUUGUGAAAGAAAUUGCUGCCCUCGAACCUAGGGAAUCUUGAGACCACCCAGGAGCCAGCUCUAUUUUGUUUCGAAGUUACCGUGUUUCUGUAACUCAAUUUAAUUGUUAAUUUUUCUACUCUUGUAGCCCCCAAGCAUUGGACGCUAUUAAGAUCCGACGUGGCCUUUUUUCUUGCUCGAUUCCUGUCCCGUAGUUUCCCAUAUUCCUGUCCUGUAAUCUAAAUAUACUUCUGUAAUGUAGAUAAAUAAGAUGAUUUUCCUUUUGAAUUCA
Molecule: messenger RNA, 1557 nt
Organism: Carya illinoinensis
Lineage: Eukaryota; Viridiplantae; Streptophyta; Magnoliopsida; Fagales; Juglandaceae
Product: putative MO25-like protein At5g47540
Exons: 11
Coding region: 296-1327 (343 amino acids)
Biological process (GO): intracellular signal transduction
Molecular function (GO): protein serine/threonine kinase activator activity
Source: RefSeq, a predicted model, not a curated record